Molecule: messenger RNA, 2480 nt
Organism: Motacilla alba alba
Lineage: Eukaryota; Metazoa; Chordata; Aves; Passeriformes; Motacillidae
Product: translation initiation factor IF-2-like
Exons: 4
Coding region: 1-1002 (333 amino acids)
Source: RefSeq, a predicted model, not a curated record
AUGCCUGUACCAGUCUCUUCACUCGAGGUGCCGGUACCUGUGUCCGCUGGCCGCGGUGCCUGCGCGCCGCUGCGCCCCUGCGGCGGUGCGGCGCGUCCGGCGGAGCGGUGCGGCGCGACUAGCAGCGCCGAGCAGGAGGAAACGGUAAUUUAUAAGCGCUUUCUUCCUGACCUCUCGUGUCUGUUGUCUAAUGAGGGAGCUUUGAGCAUCACCCAUCCUGCUGAGUGGAAAAACACCGGCACGGCCUCUUCUUUGCUGGGGAGGGGGGAGCCUAAAGGAAGGGGUGUGGGGGAGGAGGGGCCAUGCCGCAGACACGGCGGCGGAGCCCGGGCUGGCAGGCGGCCGCGGGCCGGCGGGGAGGGGCGGGCGGGUGCGGGGCAGCGGCCGCCGGGCAGCGGCCGCCGCCUCGGGGGGGCCGCCCCGGGCCGCCCGCCCUCCCCCGCGGCCGCCGCGGGCAGCGGGAGCGGCAGCGGGGCCGUCCCGAGCCGGCCCGAGGGACCCGGCCCGCGUCCCGCGGCGGCCGCGGCGGGCAGGGAGCGGAGCGAGGGCUCCCAGCCGCUGAUCUCGUCUCGGUAUUUCUCAUUUCCGUACAUUUUUUUAAUCGUUAUUUUUUAUCUGUACACCAAGAGUGCCCUUAUCACAGAAAAGGCAUCCCGCGGCGCUGUCACCGCCGCUGCCUGUCCCUGCUCUGGGCCCUGGCUCUGCUCCGCGCCCGCUUUUCUCCCCGGCCCCCCGGGGGACUGGACUCUGGAGCCGGUGCCGCUCUGCCAGGCUUUGGGGACAGGUUUGCUCCCGGAGCCGUCUGCUGCUGGAGGAGGCAACACGGGAGCGUGGUCUGGCAGGUGCCUGGGAGGCUGGGACAUCCCUGCUCUGCCCUGCCGCCUCACAAACGCGCGAUCCCCGGCACCGGGAAGUCCCGGUCGCAGCGGGAGAACAAAGAGGCAGCUCACAUUUUGUGAGGCUCCACGAGGGACCACAAACAGGAGGCUCUGGCUGCACUAGGGAAUGAAGCAAAAGGCUUCUCACCGGCUCAGCCACUUGUUUGGUUUCGGUGAGGAUGCCUAGAUGCAGAUUAGGAACCAGCAGUCCCAUCAGUGAAAUGAGAAACCUUGUUUUCAUUGUUUGGCUGCUAGAGGGAACAUAAUGUUUAAUGGACUCAGGAGCAAGACUGGGCAUGGACAAAGAGGAGAUUUUGUAGGGAUUGGGAAGAUUUUACAAAUAAACAUUAAAAUUAAAAAAACCAAAGUUCAUCUAGGCAUGAUGUCCAGCAGAAAUGUAGGAGAGAAAUAGACAGCACUGCCUCUAAAGGAUUGUGUAAGCAAGAAUGGCAAAAAGAUGGUCUGAAUAAAUCCAUUGCACUAAUGAUGUUCUAUACAUGAAUGUCCUAUACAAAGUUAUAUGGGUUCAGUCUUUGGGAUUCCCCUGUGUAGCAGAUGAUCCUGAGCCUGAAAAAGGGAAGCAGAUUUUGUAAGGGAUUUGCAUAUCAUGGAGUGACGCUGGCUUGCAGAUUUUAAGCAUUACUAAAUUGGGGAAUAAAUUGUUGCUAUUGCUGUUACAUACCAGGAUAUCUCACUAAUCCACACAAUCCACUAAGUUGCUGUAGUUUUAGUCUGUGUUUAUUUUAGAUGAAAUUAUGGCCUGGACAGUUAAUUUUUCUUAGUUUAUCCAUAUAAAUCAUAUAUAAAUAAGGUAUCAAACAGAAACCAAAACAUGACCUGUGUUUUUGGUACACUCCCCAUCAUGUGAACCCGCCAGUGACAGAGCUCUGCACCAGCUUUACAAGUCGAACACAAAGGCAAUGAAAAACCACAGGUCUUCUUGAAAAGUAGCCAGUUGGCAUUAAAUUCUCUUGCUGUAAUGCUCUGGCUGGCCUAUAUUGCUUAUAUUUGAGACUGCCUAGCCAUUAUGGGAUUGCCUACACUGGUCCUUUCCUUACAUCAAGCUAAUUACAAAUUAACUUAAGGCACUUAGCAGGGCUGAGAGGCUGGACCUGGUCCUUUCUGAGUUUGCAAAUGCCUGUUGCUUUACAGUGUCUGAAUCCUAAAGUGAGGGGCAAACACACAGGAACCAAACAGCCUGGAACCAAAGUGGUUACGCUGACUUUUGAAAAAAGUGACUGUCUCAAGUUAACUGAGUCAGCUACCUGGAAAUAAGAGCCUCUCAUAUAGCCAAAGAUUUUCACUGGGAUUUUCAAGAUCUCCUGAGCAAUUUAAAAUCCUUGAAAAGAAUGCACUAUAGAAUGAAAAAUAUAGGUAUUAUUAAAGAAUGUCUCUGAACUGAAAGCCAUUCAGUUUCAUAAAAACGAGCUAAAAAAGCAAUAACAGGUAGUCUGUCUCCUGCUGGAUGCUGUAUGAACCAUAUGUUUUGUAUUUUGGAAGUCACUCUAAAACAAUGGUUUUUUUCUUCACUAUUGCUGUUGGGAAGAACAGUAGAAGAACUAUGUAUAAAUGAGAUUAAAGUAAUCUAAUUAAAAAAAUAAA